UUUUAUAUGAUAAACUUCAGUCGGCCACUGACAGCCGUUAGUGGCACAUGUGUUAAUUAAAUCGGCUGUGUUUUUUCAAACAUGGGUGUGAUAACGUAUAUAAAACGAAUUGCUAUAGCAAAUGCAUUGACGCUGUAUUAUACUGCAGCUAUUCUUUUCUAUAUGUUGGUGACGUAUUUGAAGAACCCCUUCAGAAAUCCAUGGGCUAAUAAGCAAAGGCUGGUACCACCGGCUAGAUUGUCUGAUCCAAAGUACGGUGUUCAUAAAUAUAUUAAAGUUAACAAUGUGAAGCUUCAUUAUGUAGAGAACGGAGAUCCAACAAAACCUUUAAUGGUAUUUUUGCAUGGAUUCCCUGAAUUUUGGUAUUCAUGGCGGUAUCAAAUGCUGGAAUUUAAAAAAGAUUAUUGGUGUAUAGCAGUUGACAUGAGAGGCUACGGGGAUUCUGAAAGACCAGAAGGUGUCUCUUCUUAUAAUAUCCAGACAAUGGCGGAAGAUAUACGGGAUCUCCUUCGCCAAUUAGGUCGAGAGAAGUUCAUUUUGGUUUCUCACGACUGGGGUGGCAUAGUAGCAACCAGAUUUCGAGAUAACUAUCCUGAAACCCUACAAGCACUCGUUGUAUUGAGUAGUACAGCUCAUGAGGCAUGGCUUGAUGCUAUAUGGAAUGAUGAUGAACAACGAAAGUUGUCUUGGUAUGUUUUCUUGUACCGUAUGAGAGUGAUUCCAGAACUAAUGAUACAAAUGAAUAAUUUAGAAUUGCUGGAUAAGGUGAUGAUUGUUGAAGGAAAGCCGAGUGUUGAUAAAGAAGAUUUGGAAUGCUACAAAUAUUGGUUUGGCAAACAAUAUGCUCUAACACCCCCGAUCAAUUACUACAGAGAUGCUAUUGAUUACAUUGAUGUUGAAUUAAAGAGACAUGAUGAAAAUGUUCCUUUCUUAUUUGCACAUGGGACAAAUGAACUUUACUUAGGUAAAAAAAUAAUGGAAACCAUGAAGAAACUCUACAAAACAAUUGAAACAACUAAAGUUCAAGAUAGUGGCCAUUUUAUGCAGCAAGAAGACCCGGAAAAAGUAAACAGACUCAUUAGAACGUUUUUGCAAAAGCAAAAUCUGUAAUUAAGUUGGUUUAUGAAAAUAUUUUUUCAUUAUUUUCUGUUUAAUAUUAUUAAUAGUAAAUAAACUAAAUUUUUAUAUAUUGUUAUAAUAAAUUCUAGUUUUAAUUUUUCGAGGAUUAAGGAUAAUGAUACCAUUACGCCUAAGGAUAAUAGUAUCAUUAUCAUUAGGCAUAAACCACUAUUUUUAGAAAUAUAUUUAAGAAAUAUCAUCAAAAAUAUUCAAAAGACUAUUUAAUCUACUUAUUUCGUUAUUUCCAAUAACAUCCGUUAUGAUUUCAAUAUAUUUGCCAAAUAAAUUUAAACUAAAUCUAUUUAUCCAAUAAACAAUAAAUAAGGGUCAUACGAUAAUAGUAGUCAGUUAAUA
Messenger RNA from Pieris rapae (cabbage white), 1473 nucleotides. RefSeq names its product epoxide hydrolase 4. Bases 82 to 1110 code for a protein of 342 amino acids. Gene Ontology annotation, molecular function: hydrolase activity. Lineage: Eukaryota; Metazoa; Arthropoda; Insecta; Lepidoptera; Pieridae. The record is from RefSeq and is a predicted model, not a curated record. The transcript is spliced from 6 exons.